Molecule: messenger RNA, 1296 nt
Organism: Seriola dumerili (greater amberjack)
Lineage: Eukaryota; Metazoa; Chordata; Actinopteri; Carangiformes; Carangidae
Gene: foxq1a
Product: forkhead box protein Q1-like
Exons: 1
Coding region: 154-1026 (290 amino acids)
Biological process (GO): regulation of transcription by RNA polymerase II; anatomical structure morphogenesis; cell differentiation
Molecular function (GO): DNA-binding transcription factor activity, RNA polymerase II-specific; RNA polymerase II cis-regulatory region sequence-specific DNA binding
Source: RefSeq, a predicted model, not a curated record
UUUAGUCCUCCUGCAGGUAUGACAACCAAGAAGGGAAUUGUUGGAUCCUUUUCAAAGCAGUCUGCGUCUUGACGCGCACAAGUGACGGACUUUACACGCGGAGAGCACCGUGGACAGAUCUUACACAGCACCAGCAAAGGACGAUCAGACAGCAUGAAGUUGGAGGUGUUGUGCGGGAGCCACUAUGACAUGAAACACUUCGAGAUGUCCUGUGAUGCAGAGGGGAGUGUGCGCUCUCCUCUGUCUGCUGAGGAGGAGCUGGGGUCGGAUGGGGACUGCGUGGCGCACAGCCCUCCACCUGUUCCUCCGUGCGGCGGCGGCGGCGGCGGCAGCAGCAGCAGCAGCAGCAGCAAGUCAAAGCCGUACACACGGAGACCCAAACCCCCGUUCUCGUACAUCGCUCUCAUCGCCAUGGCUAUCCGGGACUCCCGGUGUGGACGUCUGACUUUGGCGGAAAUAAACGAUUACCUGAUGAAAAAGUUUCCGUUCUUCAGGGGCAGCUACACCGGCUGGAGGAACUCGGUUCGGCACAACUUGUCUCUGAAUGACUGCUUUCUCAAAGUGCUCCGCGACCCGUCGAGACCUUGGGGGAAGGACAAUUACUGGAUGCUCAAUCCUCACAGCGAAUACACGUUUGCCGACGGGGUGUUUCGGCGCAGGAGGAAGCGCAUCAACAAAAGGUUCAGCGGCACGGAGCCGGAGGUGUCCGAGCACGCGGAGGAGGCGCAGAGGUCUGCGGCCGCCAACAAGACUGACUCAUGCGCAAAGUUCACCAGUUCAUUUGCUAUAGACAGCAUCCUCAGCAGGCCCUUCAAGAGAGACUCAGGCAAGGAGCAGUUCAGUCUCCUCCCCGCCUUCACCUGGCCGCGCUACACUGAACUAAUGGCGCCUCAUUCAAACACACCUGCCUCAUUUGCAUACGUUAAUGCACCUUACCAUGUGGACCCUUGUGCUGCUGCUGCGCAUGUGUCCAACGUCUGUAGCGUUGGGCUGCUUUCACAGACAGUCUUGCAAUAUCAGAAAUAAACUUUUAAAAUCUUUUUCAUUUGAUGAUUAAAAAUCAUCGCUGUGCACUGAUGAUGGACACAGAAGAGGGAAAGGACCACAGAAGAUUUUCCAUCUGUGUUGGAUUUGAUAUUAUUGUGGUGGCAUGGUGUUACACUUUCUCAUUAGUUUGUACCUUCGGUCAUGUCCUUUUUAAAGUUUAAUAGAUUUGAAUAUUUUCUACACACUUCGUUGUAAAUGUUACUGACGAACAACUUUGUUUGAUCAAUAAACGCGUUAAAAUAGAAGCAC